GGGAAGAGAUGAGUAUCUGAGCUAGAGGGGAAGGGAGUGGAGAUGAUCAGGGGUUACUGCUUGCAGCCUGCUGUAGAACUUUAAUUCCAUCACAUGGGACUUGGUGUACGAGAUAUGGUUCCCACCUCUUCCUGUGGCUAUUGUUUGUGUUGUUAAACCAUAAGUGCAGAAAGAUGGUUUGGAUGGAGUGUUGCAAACUUCCCAACUGAGAGUAAACUUGGAUCUUGAAAGUGCAGCUGCGGUGGUUGAAGAGAGAAAUGAAAUUCCUCACACUGGUGUCACCAAUACACUUCUGAUUCAUCUGAAAUCAACGACCCCACACCGGCUGGCCACCAUGAAUGCCUCAGCCAACAACACCCCAUUCUGCUACUCCAUCAACAGCCCUCCAUUCAAGUACCUCCCCACCAUCGCCUCUGCCUACUUCUCCUCCAUCUUCACCGCUCUGGGUCUCACCUCCAAUUUGAUCGCCUUUGUAGCUCUCCUCAAGUCCUUCCGGCGGGCACAUAGCCGCUCACGCUCCUUCUUCCUGGUCUUCCUGGGUGGCCUGGUGGUCACUGAUUUCAUGGGUCUCCUGGUCACAGGCUCCAUUGUAAUCUCUUUCCAUGUUACACACUUUAAUUGGAGGCACUUAGAUCCAAACUGCCACUUCUGCAACUUCAUGGGUAUGUCAAUGGUUUUCUACGGACUAUGCCCACUGCUGCUUGGUGCCACCAUGGCGGUGGAGCGCUUUAUUGGCAUCAACUGCCCAUUUGCACGCUCCACCAGCAUGCCCAAGUGCCGGACAGUCACCAUGGUGCUCAUGGUGUGGUUGAUCGCUGGUUGUAUAGCUUUGCUGCCCCUAACAGGUGUUGGGAGCUACCACAUGCAGAUGCCUGGCUCCUGGUGUUUUUUCAACAUCAGCUCUGAGGGAUAUAACAUGGUUUUCUCCCUCCUCUUCUCUCUGGUCGGGUUGAUGUGCAUCGCUGUGUCAUUUUUGCUGAACACGGUGAGUGUCGUGACCCUGAUCAAGGUGUGCUGCGGAAAGGGUGGGACCCAGCGUCGCCGAGACCACGAGGUAGAGAUGAUGGUUCAGCUUAUCCUCAUCAUGGUCAUCGCUUCAAUCUGCUGGUGCCCCCUCCUGGUCUUUAUUGCGCAAACGGUGCUGUCCGGAGGUCCCCUCCAGAUCAGAUACCUGCUGCUAUGGGUACGCUUCGCCACCUGGAACCAGAUCCUCGAUCCCUGGGUAUACAUCCUGUUUCGAAGGGCAGUUCUCAAGAGAAUCUACCCCCGCUUCGACUGGUCUCAGAGCUCCAUCAUGACCACGUACCCGUCUUUAGGCGAAACCAUCCGAAGGUUCACACGCUCUUCAAUCGGGAGCGCCCUGAGCCAAGAAGAAACAGGAGAGACAGAGAAAUCAAACGUAACAACUCAAUCUACACUGAAGCCACCACCUCUUUCUCCGUGAUUGCUUGGAUUUGAUAUGUUGCAUCAGACUGAGUGUUGCAGUAUGUGUUUGACUGUUUCCAAGCUCUGAUGAGUUUUGUGUUAACUGUGACCAGGAUAAGAAGGAGGAUUGCACUGGUAAUCGGGAAGGAUUGAAUUUUGUUAUUUUAUUGCAUACCACUGAAAUGUUUAACAGUAUUAACAAUAACACAUAAAUUUAGGCAUGUGAAAGAGAGAACAGGGUCUGGUUGGACACUUAUGGAUCACACCUGCAGCCACUCUACAGUGCACUGCAGUCAGCUAAAACAGAUUUCAAGCUAUCUACAUACAUUGCUCUGUCUACAUGUACUGCUCCAUCAAGUGCUUUCAUGACAUUUGAGUUUUAACAGCUUUUCACAAUGGAUAAGCACACUUAUGGUCAUUCAGGUGAUAGUUUUGAUAUGACACUUCAUUCUGGCAGGACAUUAUGCUUUUAAGCUCAUUUACACUUUGCUCAGGUGCUCACGAGUGUCAUAUUAGACACACAAAGAAUUAUAUAACUGUUUUUUAAGGCUCACGAUAAGUACUGUUCUUUUGUUGUUCCCUUUCUGAAAGUACCUUUGAAAAUAUUUAAAGAUCUUACCUGUUGAAGAUACAGUAACUGUGCAACAGUGGCAUCUAACACUCAUCCUAUUGUCCAAAUUGUAGAGAUGCUUAAAGGUGAAGAUGCUUUGACUAAAAUAGAAUAUAGCUUAGACUGCCCGAGACGUCCUUUAUAAUCUCCACUCCAAGAGUUUAUACAAUACCUGACAAUGCAUGGAGUUUGUCACUGUUUUGAUGAUGCAUGCUACCUAAACCAAACUUUCAAGACCUUGAAAUGAUCAGUCAUUAACUUUUUCAGAAUCCCUGGAAUGGACCCUCGGGUUCAGUCCUCAUGCAUGUCAUUAAUGGGCACAUGUUUGGCUGAGGAAUAAAACAAAAAGGAAAAGGAAGUGGAUGCCAAUGAGAAUGUCACUGUUUUAGCAAAUUAAAUUGUGAUUAUUUACGCAGACCCAGAAAAUACAACGUUUAUGUGUCAGUGGUAGAACAGUCUUUUCCACUACCAGCUUAAGAAAAAUGUAGCAGUAUUAAUUUGAGAUGUAUUACACAGCAUGAAAGGUCAUUGCAUAAGUAGCUUGAGUGCCCUGAUAAAUAAAAAAAACAAUGCCUGACAUUAGCUAUUUAGUGUUACUGAUAUAAAGAUCUGAGAACAUGUAACUGUAAUUGUAAAAUGAAGAUUUAAGAUUAGCAUCCGUGACAGUGUUAUGUAUAUAUAAUAGAUAAGUAAUUUUACCACUUUUCUGGUUCCUCACUGUGUCACUGGUGUGGUUAUUAAUAUCCGACUCUCCCAUCUCAAACCAUCAGAUCAACCAUAUCCAAAAACAUACAUUUUCUCACAUACCACUAUUGUUGCUUGCAAAGUGAUUUUGCAAAUAGCACAUGUUCCUGGAUCAACAUCCCAUGUUGAGUCCCUGGACCAACAUUGUGACCAACCAAUAUUAUCCUUAAUUUUUGUUAGUUAACAAUAAUUCAAGCCUAUUGGCAAGCUUAUUCGUUAGCAUAGCCUACCUACUUAGCAAGCUAAUUGCUAAAAUAGUAGCCUAUUGGCAAGUUUACUUGUUAGCAUAGCCUGCCUCGUUAGCAAGCUAAUUGCUAAAAUUGUAGCCUAUUGGCAAGUUUACUCGUUAGCAUAGCCUGCCUGGUUAGCAAGCUAACUGCUAAAAUUGUAGCCUAUUGGUAAGUUUACUCGUUAGCAUAGCCUGCCUCAUUAGCAAGCUUACUUGCUGAUCCUGCAGUGGCUUGUAAGGAUUUUGUUCAGUGUUACUGAGCCUUUUGUUCAACUGUACCAACUUCAAUUUUGAAAACUUAGCUCAGAAGAAAGGAAUUUUGAAAACAAAAAGAUAAAGCACAGGUGCAGCAAUGUUGAUCCAGGAGCAUGUCCUACUUGGCAAAAUCACUUUGUGCAUCAGUAUUUAGCCAUGAAGGUAGCUGUAUGUUGUAAUUGCCAAGAUUUUGAGAUAUUCACCUCUGACUCUGAUUUCUGCAUUGAAGGUGAAAGGAAGUUAAUUUGUGCUGCUCAGACUGAUGGAAAAUUACAUUUAAAACUUUGAACAACAUUUCUAUAAGUGAGGAAAAAGGUGCAGAAGGUCAUUGUAAGUAAGGGGGAAAUUGGGUGAACUGACCAUUUAAAAAACAGGUUUACUCAGUUGUCUUACUUGACUUUUGACUUCAAGGUGUGUAGCCUACUAUAACAGUGCAAGGAUUCAUUGGGGGAUGAUUUAGUUGUUGAAUAAUUCAGUUCAGCCUGAUCAUUUUAGCAGUGUAAUGACAAACAUUGUGAUGUAGCUAUUGUAAUAUACAUUUGCAUUAUGAUAUUAUAAUGAGAUUAUAAUUUAUUGUAAAAAAACAAAACAAAAAAAAAACAAAAAACAAAACCUGAAACAGUCAUCUUUUGCUCUUCUUGAUCACUCAGUCACCCAACUAUUCAUAUUUAUCUGUUUUCAACAUUGUAAUAUCAGUCAUACCGGUCAAAAUAUCACUCAGUUAAGCAAAUCACUGGCAUGGUCAUUGAUAAUAGAUGUGUUUUUCUUUAACUCCUGAGCAGCAGCAUCCUGUAAAAUGAAGUGUAAAUGUUGAAUGUGCUUUACAGAAAUGGCAUGUGAUUGUACAUAUAAAUAAAGAAUUUGCA
Messenger RNA from Epinephelus fuscoguttatus (brown-marbled grouper), 4129 nucleotides. RefSeq names its product thromboxane A2 receptor (gene tbxa2r). The record is from RefSeq and is a predicted model, not a curated record. The transcript has 3 exons. NCBI's taxonomy places the organism in Eukaryota, Metazoa, Chordata, Actinopteri, Perciformes, Serranidae. Gene Ontology annotation, molecular function: thromboxane A2 receptor activity. Gene Ontology annotation, biological process: inflammatory response; positive regulation of vasoconstriction; positive regulation of cytosolic calcium ion concentration. Bases 335 to 1444 code for a protein of 369 amino acids. Gene Ontology annotation, cellular component: plasma membrane.